Molecule: messenger RNA, 2330 nt
Organism: Siniperca chuatsi (mandarin fish)
Lineage: Eukaryota; Metazoa; Chordata; Actinopteri; Centrarchiformes; Sinipercidae
Gene: cd4-1
Product: CD4-1 molecule
Exons: 10
Coding region: 251-1660 (469 amino acids)
Biological process (GO): interleukin-15-mediated signaling pathway; positive regulation of ERK1 and ERK2 cascade; T cell activation
Cellular component (GO): membrane raft; external side of plasma membrane
Molecular function (GO): MHC class II protein binding; protein tyrosine kinase binding
Source: RefSeq, a predicted model, not a curated record
GUGUGGCGUGUGUGUGUGUGUGUGUGUGUGUGUGUGUGUGUGUGUGAGUAUGAAAGAGACACCUACAGUGUAGCCUACCAAAUGUCAGAGCUGAACUCAUCGCUGCACUGAGAACAUCACAUACCAAUCAUUGGCGAGGGAGGUGCAACGGCAUUGUAAAAAGAGGGUUUGUCCGACAAAUAUUCAACAUUUCCACCGACUCCAGAUCACUGAACACAGAGGGACUCAACAACAGUUACGUGUGACUGAGAUGAAGAACUUAAUUAAAUCCAUCCUCAUUCUCAUCCCUGUGCUCAUGUCAACAACAGGGACAGAAGAGGUGGUAUAUGCUCAGGUGGGAGAUACGGUUACGCUAAAGCCUCCAAGGAGGGAUAAUUUAAAGGACCAUUAUUUGUACUGGUCAUUUGGUCAUGAGGACCUUCAACUUGCCUGGCGGAAUCCCCAUGGCGGACAGGGGUUCGACAAAAGCCCAUGGAACCAUUCUUUGUCCAUGUCUGACGACUCACUGGUCAUCCACCACAUCAAACAAGAACACUUUGGGACUUUUAUCUGUAAACUGACUAUGAAUCGUAAUUCAUUCGUAAUCACAUAUAAACUACUCAAACUCAACGUGAUUAUGAACCCACCAUUUCCUCUGCUGCCUUUGGAAUCUCUGUCUCUGGUCUGCAACGCAGAGUCUCCUCAGAGUCUCAUGAAGCCAGAGAUAUACUGGCUGACUCCCCAGGGAGAGAAAAUAAAAAUUAACGAAGGAAGACUCACCAUGAGAGCCACAAGCCAACACAGUGGCGAGUGGACCUGUGUUGUGACAAAUGGUGAAAAAGAAUACAAGGCCACAAAAUCUGUUAUAGUUGUGGACCUCUCCCCAGCUCCUUUACGUCCUCAGUAUACGUCUAAAUCCUCGCCUCUCACUGUCCCCUGUUCCAUUGCCCCUCACAUCUCCUGGGACAAAAUCAUAGCCAAGGGCAUCCAGGGAGUUCACUGGGACUUCUUCCCUAUAUCAGGUCUCAGUUCUGCUGUUCCACAGAAGCUCUUCUCCCUGUGUCUGGGGGAUGAACUGACCUGGAAGACAGAAAAAAACACAGGACUGAAACCCGUGAAAGACCUUAAAAAAGGAAAUUUGACUUUGAUCGGAAAACUACGGAGUGAAGAAGACGCAGGGGACUAUGUGUGCGCCCUGAAUUUCACAAAUGGUGUAAUUCUGAAGAGGACUGUACAUGUAAAUGUGCUGCAAAUCAUCUCCUCCCCAGGAACAGACUUCAUUUCUGGCCAGCAGGUCAACCUGACUUGCAGCAUUGGCCAUCCGCUGCCCUCUGACCUGCAAGUGAAAUGGAUCCCACCUAAAGCAUUGUCCCUUCCGUCUCUGAGACCUGACCAUCACCAUCUCACCAUCCCGGAAGUGGGGACAGGAGAUAGCGGAACAUGGAGGUGUGAGCUGUGGCAGAACAGCACACUGCUGACGUCAGCUACGAUAGUGCUGAAGAUUGAAUCCAAGCUGAGUGUGUGGAUGCUGGUGAUCAUAUGUAGUGUCAUAGUCAUCGCAAUCCUCCUCCUCGUACUCAUUUUCACCCUCUACCGACGCAAACAACGGAAGAUGAGACACCUCAGGCAUCGACUCUGCCAAUGCAAAAACCCAAAGCCCAAAGGAUUCUACAGAACAUAAUAUCUCCCACAAAGACAUUUUCAAGAGGACAUCGCAACCAAUUGAAUUUCUGUCCAGAUAAGAUGGAUUUUUCUGUCAUAUUUACUAAACUGUGAACCUCUGUUAGGUGUGUGAUGCGGGCCUGAAAGUUCAGUCAUUGUUGAAAUGUCAGAAAAUGUAUUUUACAGUUGUACAUAUCAGCCAGUUUGGAUAGUUUUUAUAUUUGUAAUGUAACAUGUAAUUGAUUUCUUCGGGACUUUUAUAUUUCACAGAAUUUCUCAUUGAAACUAUGCUAUGUUCCACCUAAUUAUCAUUUUAACAUUAUUGUUUGUGAUUAUUACUGUUAAUAAUUGUUUAUGUUAUACUCUUUCAUUCACAUUGUUUUCAGAUUUGUCUUUUUGUCAUGUUAUGUAAUUUUUACGACGCUCUAUGAUACUGCUUGUUACUUUUAUAAAUAUUUACCAAUAUAUAAUUUAGAAAGUGAGCAAAUGUUGAUACUAAAUAUACAAAUUAGGAUACUUAAACCAAAUAGAUCAAAUUUUUGUCAGAAAAUUGUUUAUUUGUUGAAACAAACAAACUGUAAAAACAGUUGCCAGUGAAGUUUUUGAAUAAAGUAUCAAUAUCUUUCAUAAUUGAGUGGUGGUCCUGCAGUGGUGUGGUGGGGCUCACUGGAGCGGGAUGGCGUCCAUCU